CUAAUGAGAACAUCCUCUGAAUACGCGUGCCGCUAGCGAAAGAACGCACCUAAAAUUCAGUAGCUCGCCUGUAAUAGAUUCCAGCCUUUAGUAGUAGCAAGUAGUAGGAUCGAAGCUUAAAAUAUGUUUCUUUAUUUUGGGCUAAAUCCCUGUCCCAAAUUGGUAGGACACCAUAAUCCAGUAGUCGAUUCACACUCGGAAAUUUUCGGAAGCAAUAUUACUUCAAUCACAGGUAGCUGGAAUUAUUUAAUAAUUUCUCAAGAUACAGGUGUUACUUUCUGUGGAGACGCUUCGAUCAAUGAACUCAAAAACUUGAUGGUUCCGGACCAUAGCAGAAUCCAAUCGGUUAUUGCAGGGAAAGAGCAUAUUACAUUCCUCACAGAACAUCACGAAAUUUGGCAACUUAAUAUUUACACGUAUAGAUGGAACAAAAUUGACCGUUUAAUCUCAAAUAAUGUUGACCACAAGCUGGAGUAUGUUAUUAAGAUUGGUGAACAUACAUCUGUUCUGGCUCUUACUAAUUUAGGACGUAUUUUUAAUGUUCAUAAUCCAGUUAAAAUGCCAAAAAACGUCAAAUUCACUGAUUUUGCAUGUGGUUUGGAACACGCUAUAAUGUUGACAGACGAUGGAGAUAUUUAUUCGAUGGGCAUGGGCACGAAGGGUCAGCUUGGACAUGAGAACCUUGAGAAUUGCAACGAACCUGAAUUGAUUAGGGCUUUGGCAGGUCUCAAAAUCGCGAAAGUAUCAGCUGGAGGAUGGCAUAGUGCUGUGGUAACGGUUGAGGGAGAUUUAUACACUUGGGGAUGGAAUAAAAAUGGAGAACUUGGAAUUAUCACGAAUCAGCAAAUCAUCAAUUCCCCUACCCUUGUUAUUUUUAACGAUAAGAAUGGACAUGUGAUUGAUAUUAAAAUCAAAGAAAUUGAAUGUGGAAAUUGUUUUUCUGUUUGCAGAACAGACGAGGGAGAGUUGUGGGGCUGUGGAUCCAACAAAUACGGACAACUUACUCAAUCAAAACUGAAAUUGUUAAAGUCGGCGAUGUUUGUGAAGCUCGAUAUAAAUUAUUCCGGGAAUAUAAGCAAUUUUUAUUGCACUCAGUUUGGGAGCAUAAUUAAAAUAAACGAGUGAUGAGGCAGAACCUGUAUUGAAUAAAAUAUUGUAAAAUUCA
Molecule: messenger RNA, 1165 nt
Organism: Aphidius gifuensis
Lineage: Eukaryota; Metazoa; Arthropoda; Insecta; Hymenoptera; Braconidae
Product: ultraviolet-B receptor UVR8
Exons: 5
Coding region: 124-1125 (333 amino acids)
Source: RefSeq, a predicted model, not a curated record